UCGCCCCAGCCCCGGGCAGCGCCAGCUGCGGGACGAGCCGAGCUGCACACCUCAUUGCCGGGGCCGGGCGGCCGUGGCUGCUCCGCCCCCGCGGUGGGGAGCUAGGUCCGGUCGCUGGGCGAGGCGCUCAGCUGCCGCGUCGCAAACUUGGUGGGAGCGAGCGGAGCACGGGCGGCUCAGCGAGACUGCGGCCAUGGCGGCGUAGGGCGGGCAUCAAGCGCGGCGGCGGAUCCCGCGUCCGCCUGCGUGCGGCGAGCAGCCCACGGCGACUCCAGGUGCUUUUCCUACAUGAGUGCAAGAAGAGUAGACUGGUAAAAGAAGUGACUGCUGUGGAGAACAGCAUGACCACCAUGAAAGGAAGUUACUUUCUCACACUGCUCUUGGCAGGACUUGGGGUGUUAGGAAUAGUGGAGUCAACAACAACAGAAGAUACGCAAUGCCACAGAGCUGAGCACCCAAUUAUUGCAUACAAAGAAAUUGCCCCUUGGCUACACGUGUUCAAAGGAGAAGAUGCUGUGGAUUUCUCACAGUUAACAUUUGACCCAGGACAAAAAGAGCUUAUUGCUGGAGCAAGAAACUACCUCUUCAGACUGAAGCUUGAAGAUCUCUCUCUAAUACAGGCAGUGGAGUGGCAAUGUGAUGAAGCUACUAAAAGAGCCUGUUACAGUAAAGGGAAAUCAAAGGAGGAAUGCCAGAACUAUAUUAGAGUGCUUCUUGUUGGAGGCAACCAUCUCUUCACCUGUGGAACCAAUGCAUUCACUCCAAUCUGCACCAAUCGCACGUUAAGCAACUUGAGAGAGAUACAUGACCAAAUCAGUGGCAUGGCUCGUUGUCCCUACAGUCCCCACCACAAUUCUACUGCUCUUCUCACUUCCAGUGGAGAAUUAUAUGCUGCUACAGCCAUGGAUUUUCCAGGAAGAGAUCCUGCUAUUUAUCGAAGUCUGGGGGCCCUUCCUCCUCUCCGAACUGCCCAGUACAACUCCAAGUGGUUGAAUGAACCAAAUUUUGUGUCAUCUUAUGACAUUGGGAACUUUACUUACUUCUUCUUCCGGGAAAAUGCAGUGGAACAUGACUGUGGGAAAACAGUUUUCUCUCGUGCUGCCCGAGUGUGCAAAAAUGAUAUUGGUGGCAAGUUUGUGCUGGAGGAUACCUGGACUACCUUCAUGAAAGCUCGUGUGAACUGCUCUCGCCCUGGGGAAAUUCCAUUUUAUUAUAAUGAACUUCAGAGUACUUUCUUCUUGCCAGAACUGGACUUGAUCUAUGGGAUUUUUACAACUAAUGUGAACAGCAUAGCAGCCUCAGCAGUUUGUGUUUUCAAUUUGAGUGCCAUAACUCAGACCUUUAAUGGACCCUUCAAAUACCAGGAGAAUUCUCGCUCUGCUUGGCUUCCAUAUCCCAAUCCUAACCCUAAUUUUCAGUGUGGCACCAUGGACCAGGGUUUGUAUAUAAAUCUGACUGAGAGAAAUCUUCAAGAUGCACAAAAAUUCUUCUUAAUGCAUGAGGUUAUUCAACCAGUUAUACCAAUUCCUUACUUCAUGGAAGACAACAGCCGAUUUUCCCAUGUGGUUGUGGAUGUUGUGCAGGGGAAGGACAUGCUUUUCCAUAUCAUCUAUCUUGCCACAGACUAUGGCACUAUUAAGAAAGUACUUGCCCCAGUGAACCAGAAUUCAAGCAGCUGUCUGCUUGAGGAAAUUGAACUCCUGCCGAAAAGUCAGCGAGAGCCCAUCAAGAGCCUUCAGAUCCUGCACAGCCAGAGUGUCCUUUUUGUGGGCCUUCAAGAACAUGUGAUUAAGAUCCCACUGAAGAGAUGUCUCUUCUACAAAACAUACAGUGCAUGCAUUGGAUCCCAAGACCCUUAUUGUGGCUGGGACAUGGUUAUGAAGAAAUGCUCAACACUGGAAGAAAGUCUGAGCAUGAGUCAAUGGGAGCAAAGCAUUACCAUGUGUCCAAUGAGGAAUCUGACAGUGGAUGGACAUUUUGGAACAUGGUCACAGUGGAAACCUUGCACCCACACUGAUGGUGCCAGUGUUGGCUCCUGCUUGUGCCGGACGCGUGUGUGUGACAGUCCUGCUCCUCAGUGUGGAGGAUGGCUGUGUGAAGGACCAACCAUGGAGAUUGCCAACUGUUCCAGAAAUGGAGGCUGGACAGCGUGGACUUCUUGGUCACCUUGUAGCACAACUUGUGGAAUAGGCUUCCAAUUUCGACAGCGUUCCUGCAGCAAUCCAACUCCUCGACAUGGAGGACGCGUCUGUGUGGGACAGAAUCGUGAGGAGAGGUACUGCAAUGAGCAUUUGUUGUGCACCCCUCAUGUGUUUUGGACAGGCUGGGGGCCAUGGGAGCGUUGCACGGCUCAGUGUGGAGGAGGGAUCCAGGCACGGCGCAGGACAUGUGAAAAUGGUCCUGACUGUCCUGGCUGCAGCAUGGAAUAUCAGCCUUGUAACACCAACACCUGCCCUGAGUUAAAAAAGACAACUCCUUGGACUCCCUGGACCCCAGUGAACAUUUCAGACAAUGGUGGUCACUACGAGCAGCGUUUCCGAUACACCUGCAAGGCACACCUGCCUGACCCAAACCUGUUGGAGGUGGGACGGCAGCGCAUUGAGAUGCGCUACUGCUCCAGCGACGGCACCAGUGGAUGCUGGACAGAUGGAUUGUCAGGGGACUUCUUGCGUUCUGGAAGAUACUCUGCUCAUACCAUCAAUGGUGCCUGGUCACCCUGGUCUCUGUGGUCUCAGUGCAGUCGUGACUGCAGUAGAGGUAUCCGGAAUCGCAAACGGGUCUGCAGCAAUCCUGAGCCCAAGUAUGGGGGACUUCCUUGCCUUGGCCCAUCUCUAGAGUACCAGGAAUGCAACAUUUUGCCUUGCCCAGUGGAUGGAGGCUGGUCUUGUUGGUCAUCUUGGUCAAAGUGCUCAGCAACAUGUGGAGGAGGGCAUUACAUGAGAACCCGCUCCUGCACAAACCCAGCCCCAGCAUAUGGAGGUGAUAUCUGCCUUGGCCUGCACACUGAAGAAGCACUCUGCAACACACAGCCAUGUCCAGACAGCUGGUCUGAGUGGUCCGAGUGGUCUGACUGUGACUUGUCUGGCUUCCAGACCCGUGCUCGACAGUGCAUCAUUUUGUUUCCUGUGGGCAGCCAGUGCACAGGGAACGCCACAGAGAGCCGAGCCUGUGCUGUGGACUCCAACUUUAUACCAGAAAUACCUGUGGCACAAUCCAGCAGCAUAGAAAAGAAACGAUGUGGCGAGUUCAACAUGUUCCACAUGAUCACAGUGGGAUUAAGUAGCUCAAUUCUUGGUUGCCUUCUCACCCUGCUUGUUUACACGUACUGCCAGCGAUACCAGCAGCAGUCCCACGAUGCGACUGUCAUCCACCCAGUGUCACCAGCUCCACUCAACACCAGCAUCACCAACCACAUUAACAAACUGGACAAAUACGACUCUGUAGAAGCCAUCAAGGCAUUUAACAAAAACAACCUGAUUCUAGAGGAGAGAAACAAAUACUUCAAUCCACAUCUUACUGCAAAGACUUAUUCUAAUACCUAUUUUACAGAUUUCAAUAAUUAUGACGAGUUCUAAUGGGCUUGUGUAUUUUCUUGCCUCCUGUAAUUCCCCAGUCUCUAAGGCCUAUGCUAUUCAAGUGCUCAUGUGAUUGAGACUUCAGAGAUUAAGUUCAGAGACAUUUCAAGCGUGAUCCAAGCCAUCAAUGUCCCACUGCUACCAAAAGCCCAAACCACCUGUUUUUGACAUGAUGUUUUCUUUCCAUAAUACAAGGUUGGCCUUCAGUGUCAGGGGCAGCUGUAGCCCCUCACUGUUGCUGGACCACUCAUGAGGAUUGCAUUGCUUUGCUCAGUUUUAUAAAUUUCCACUCAUAUUUAUCUAACAAGUAACUAAGUAAUUCUGGAGUUUAAAAAAGUACAAAUCUAAUUUUCUUUUUAGACAUUGUCUUUUAUUUCCUUGGGGUUUAAAAAGGGAGUCUUGCUGUCAGCCCUUUCCUGAAGCUCACCCUGUCAAAAAGAGCUCACAAGGUGCUGGGGAUGACAAGAAGAAAUGUCAUGGUUUAGUGAUCCUCUGCAGCAAUUCUGGGAUCUGUGAUAUUCCUGGGCUGUGAAUCACCCCGACUGCAGUUCAGCUGACCAGAGUGCAGAGGUACUAAGGCUGUACUGAGGGAUACAAUCUUGUAAUUAACCCAGACACCUCCAGGGUUAGUGGUUUCCAGUUUGCAAGAACAGCCCAGUCACAUAAUGCUUUCAUCUUGCUCAGUUUAAUUUUUGCAAGGGUGUAGAAGGGCACGUCCAACAGGGAGGCCAAGGGAGGAGGGCAGAUGGGAGGAGCACACUGGGAGGUUUUUCUCUGUGUCUUUAAUAACCUAGCCUUGCUGCAGCAUGUGGGUUUGUAGUGGCACUUCUACCUAGUGCAUGCCCAUGGGACAGACUUGUCUCUGAUGGCUGUGGCACUUGCCACCAGUCUGGCAAGAGAACAGUACAACUGCACCAUGGAUUGUGUGCCAUUUCUAGCUCUCGGGGGUGUGUAGGCAUAAUCAUAGAUCUGCUUUUUUCUUUCCAGCUUCUACUUUAUAUGCACAGGUCUGACAAACAAAGCUGGCUCAGAGAAUAUAGAUGCAUUUUCAAAGGGCUGUCUUGUCUUGCUGCCAUGUCUGACCUGCAUCAGUCAACCCCUAGAGGAACAUUCUUAUGGUGUUUCAAGUGAUGAUCUUGUUGGACUUCAUUGAUGUAAAUAUUUAAAAUACUAUUUGAGUUUUAAGUUAUCAGUUUUAUUUCCUUUUGUAGUGGUAGAUGAGGAAACACAAAGUCUUAUACCAUUUUUCUUUGUCCUGUCCAUUUUCACCCACAUUCAUGACAUUUUUAUUUUUGUAUCUGAAAUUCUGUAUGUAUAACUAAAAAGAAAAUUGCAGGGAUUUGAGUGAGAUUUUACAGAGUAUAUAGUAGAAAGGAAGCAUUUGCUAUUCUCAGAAGCUUGUGAGAAGAAAUUAUAAGUGAAUAUUAAAGAUUAAAGAACUGGGCUUUCAUUUUCUUGCUAAAAGCAAAGACAAUUCCACUAGAGUACUAGGGAGAUGAGCAAGAGAAGCAGAGUAGAAAUUAUACAUUUCUAUGUAUCAUUUGAUAUAAGUGAUACAUCAAAUGUACAUUCUGUUUAGAGCCCUUGUUAAUUAGGUUUUGUUAUGAGAGACAAAAUGAGAAAAAUAUGUACAGAUUAUAAUGAUUCACAACUAUGUAUAAAAAAAUCAGAAAGUACCAACAAACACUUCCAUAGCAAUGGUAAAUACUGUAUCUACUCAUGGCAGUGAGCUACAUUUUUGAAUGGGGAUAGAUCUGAAUGUAGCACUAUGCUUCCAAUCUGUUCUACAGAAAAAUAAAUUCAAAGUGGUCUUUAAAAUGCUAUGCAGUAAGAUGGAGACACAUUUGCUAUCUAUUAAAGUAAUUAAGAUCAGCCACACAUUUUUUUUCCAGAUGAACAGUCCUCACUAUUACUAACUCAGUCAAAUGAAAGCCCCUCACCUUCACACCAUCUCUUCUCCAGAAAGUAUAAUAAUGCUGGGACUCUAUAAUUUGUGAUUUUUCACUUCACAUUAGAUUUGGUUUUCCAGGAAUAAAUUAGCUGAUUGCUCUGGAUAAAAUUUUCUUUGCUAGAAAUAGAGGGGAGAAAAGCUUUCCAAAUCAUAACCAGGAUGGUAUUUGAAUUACUGUGUUCAUGGCAGAAGAUAAAUUUUUUAUUUAAAUAAGAUAAAACCUAUAUUGUUGCUACUGCCAAGAAAAAGCAGCACACAUACAUACACACAUAUGAGCAUCAUUGUUCCUUUCUGCCCCUGUGCUAAGAGCACAUUAGUCCAACUUCUGCAUUUUAUAGUUAGACUAAUUGUUUUGAGACCAAUAUCUUUAAAAUAUUUGAACUAUGUAUUUUUAUUUUACACCUUUCAAUUACAAUUACUGAAAUGAUCUUUUUUUCCUAACUCUUCAGUGGCUUGAGGUGCACCUAUCUUUAUAGUGAUCUAUUUUUAAUUCUUUUCAUGCAUAAAUACAUAUUUUAGAUACAUCUUACAUAUGUGGUAAUAAUGCCCUUGGUUAAGUCUGCAUGAUCAUAGGUAGAAAUCCAUUUAGCAGAUGUUCAGUCUGCUCACACUUCCCUCUCCUUAAAGGAUUGUUUCAGGUGUUACAGGUCUUUGAGCAGCUCCCAUGCCAGCAUGUCAGGAAAGUGUUUCUUUUAAUUAUUUUUCUUUGUCAUUUAGCUUCCUAAAUUAAUUGUUCUAUAUCACAGGUAGAAAUAUAUUUAAAACUCUACCUGAAGCAGCAGGGUAAACAUGGAAAUGUCACAGCACUUAAAUGGGGAAAAUUUGAUGGCAAGAUCUCCUUGUCAUGCUAGGUUGUGAGACAACAGGUUUUAAAGCCUUUAGAUAUUUGUGUCUUAGGUAAUUUUAAAGGACCCCAGAUGCACUGGGGUGUAUAACAUUAUUUACACAUGUUGUAAGUAUUUUCACCUUCUGAAUUCUAUAUAGCUGCCCAGAUAGUUUAGUACAGCUUUUCCUAGUUCAUGGAGCAAGGCAAAGUGCUGUCUCUAUUAAUUUUCAACUUUGUUUAGCAUUUUUUCUACAAUAGGCUACAAAACUGAAAAGGCAGAUUUCAUAGAAUUGUUUAGUGUGGAAGAUGUCUGAGUCCAACAAUUAACUUGGCACUGCCAAGUCCCCUAUUAAACUAUGUCUAUUUCUUCUUGAAAGUUCUUGUUCUUCUUUCUGUCAAAAAUAUAACAAGUGGACAUUUUCUGCAAACCCUGUUUAGGCCUGUAGAGUUCUUAAAUUUUCUCAAGGUAGGAUUUGGUUAUAAAAGCAUUAUUAUACUGUUUGAAAGGGAAGAUCAAGUCCCUUGCUCAUCAAAUGCCAUACUUAAAUAACCUUCAUUCUUUCUUUUGGAUAAAGUGAUCUAUUUUGGAUAAAUAAUUAUAUUACCUCUGAUGCCAUUAGUUAAUAUUGCUAACCAUGUUUACACUGAUUGCAUAAAUUUAAAAAUGCUUCUCUAUUUUGAAUGCAAACAAUUUGGCAGAUAAAUGAAAAUUAGUAGAGCUGUUUCCAUGUAGCCCUGUUGCAUGGAGGGAGGAGGAAGCUGCAUGGAGGGAGGAGGAAGCAAGACUGACAGUCGUGUCCUGCACGGUAUAUGCACUCAUUGGCCAACUCCAUUAUGCCUAAGAACUUUUUGUGCUUAUUUUUUAUUUCUGAAUCAUAUGUACCUCAGUUGCUUAGAAAAUGGACUCCUGUGUUUGCAGAUAUAUCUUGGAUGUUGAUUUGAGUCUGAUGAUCUUUAUGGCCUUUUUAGGUUACUCUAUGUAGAAGCCUUUCCAGCCAUUUGCAGUCAUCUGAUGUUGAAGCAGUGUGGUUUGGCUAAAACUAAUCAAGAAAUUUUUUACUAGGAUUGGGAAUUUUAUAAGAGGGUGGAAAAAAUAAUGGGUCUUAAAUGGCUUUGAUUUCCAGCCUAUUAAGCAGUACUGAUUAAAGUCUCACAUGGAUAUAGGAUACUGUGCAUUUAGUUAGCUCUACCAGAGAUCCACACCAGAGUCUGGGAAAAUACCACACCAGCAUACAAAUCAAGAGCUACUGAAACACUUACGUUAAUGAAAAAAUUUCUCAGAGCAUCAGGCCAUAUGGCUGUUCAAACCAGAAAAGAAUGUAAGAGGUCCCAGAUAUAAGUAAAAUGUUAACAGGAUUAAAUGCUCAGUAUUUUUUUCCUCAUAAUUAUAGUAUGAAUAUAUUCACUUCUUUAAAUGUAGGACCAGUUGUAAUAAAAUCAGCACAACAUGAGCACAUUCCUAGUGUUGAUUGAAUGCGUCAUGGCCUUGCUGUAUGAGAUCAGUUCUGUAAACAGUUUGGUCCAAGCUUAUCUUGCUCUGCUUGAGGCAUCUGGCCAAUUUUAAUUGUAGCUGCGACCAGCAUUGUCUGUGUCUCAUCUAGGAAAACAUACUUAGACUGAGUUACAUCUUGAUGUGGGCUUGUGUCUCUCCACCAACACUGCAGUGAGCCUAGAGAGAUAUACUUCUAAUUUUCAGUGUCAUUUCCAUGGCAUAAGCUAGGCUCUUGAGUAUAAUUUUAGUCAUCACAUAAGUAACCACACCAAGCUCAAUGGUAUAGAUGUAGCAAGUUACUUAUUUUAACGUGUUUACAGAAUUGAGCCAAAAAUGUAUUGCUUCUGCACAAAUCCAUGCGCAGUACAAGAUGACUUCAAUAGUGAAAAACCAGAUUCAUUAAAAAUUGUUCAAAAGUGAAUCUGCAUAUUGAUAUCAGGGAAUAAUUACGUGUUCGUUGUGUGGGGUAUUUUAAUUCAUUCCUUUCUUUGCUAAAUAAGUGAAUGAUAAAACAAGACACUGCUUGACUUAAUUUAAAAGCUGUUCUUCCAAAUAAAGAAGAA
This is a messenger RNA of Poecile atricapillus (Black-capped chickadee), 8407 nucleotides long. RefSeq names its product semaphorin 5A (gene SEMA5A). Gene Ontology annotation, molecular function: semaphorin receptor binding; chemorepellent activity. Lineage: Eukaryota; Metazoa; Chordata; Aves; Passeriformes; Paridae. The record is from RefSeq and is a predicted model, not a curated record. The transcript has 22 exons. Gene Ontology annotation, biological process: positive regulation of cell migration; negative regulation of axon extension involved in axon guidance; axon guidance. Bases 342 to 3575 code for a protein of 1077 amino acids.